Molecule: messenger RNA, 1591 nt
Organism: Suncus etruscus (white-toothed pygmy shrew)
Lineage: Eukaryota; Metazoa; Chordata; Mammalia; Eulipotyphla; Soricidae
Gene: SARS2
Product: seryl-tRNA synthetase 2, mitochondrial
Exons: 16
Coding region: 1-1536 (511 amino acids)
Biological process (GO): mitochondrial seryl-tRNA aminoacylation
Cellular component (GO): mitochondrion
Molecular function (GO): ATP binding; serine-tRNA ligase activity; tRNA binding
Source: RefSeq, a predicted model, not a curated record
AUGGCUGCGUCCAUGGCGCGGCGCUUGUGGCCUGCGGUGGUGGUGCGGAGGGUCCGGCCCCAGAAGGAUUGGGUCGGCGGCCAGUGUGGCCAUAGGCUUUUCGCCACGGAGAGACGAAGCCGGAACCUGCUGUACGAGCACGCGCGCGAGGGCUACAGCCAUCUCCCGCAACUGGACAUGGAGCCGCUCUGCGCAUGCCCCGAGGAGGCCGCGCGUGCCCUGGAGCACCGCAAGGGGGAGCUACAGCCUGAGGAUUUGCACGCCAUAGUCUCCACCUGGCAGGAGUUGAGGCAGCUGAGGGAGCAGAUCCAGAGGCUGGAGAAGGAAAAGAGUGCCGUUGCUGAGGCUGUGCGGGCCCUGAUGGUGAACCAGGACAAGAGUCAAGUGCAGCAGGACCCCCAGUAUCAGAGUCUUCGGGCUCAAGGCCGGGACAUCCGGAAGCAGCUGCUUUUUCUCUACCCUAAGGAGACGCAGCUGGAGGAGCGCUUCUACCUGCGUGCUCUACGGCUGCCCAACCAGACCCACCCCGACGUGCCCGUCGGGGAUGAGAGCCAAGCCCGUGUGCUGCACACCGUGGGAGAGAUGCCAGUUUUCUCCUUCCAACCCCGAGGCCACUUGGAAAUUGGGGAGAAGCUCGACAUCAUCCGUCAGAAGCGCCUGUCACACGUGUCCGGCCACCGUUCCUACUACCUUCGUGGGGCUGGCGCCCUCCUGCAGCACGGCCUGGUCAACUUCACACUUAACAAGCUCGUCCGCCGGGGCUUCACCCCCAUGACAGUGCCAGAUCUUCUCCGAGGAGCUGUGUUUGAGGGCUGUGGGAUGACACCCAACGCCACCCCCUCCCAAAUCUACAACAUCGACCCCUCUCGCUUUGAAGACCUCAACCUGGCUGGGACAGCAGAGGUGGGGCUUGCAGGCUACUUCAUGGACCACUCCGUGGCCUUCCAGGACCUGCCAGUCAGGAUGGUCUGUUCCAGCACCUGCUACCGGGCAGAGACGCACACGGGGAAAGAGCCCUGGGGCCUGUACCGUGUCCAUCAUUUCACCAAGGUGGAGAUGUUUGGGGUGACAGGCCCUGGGCUGGAACAGAGCUCGGCGUUGCUGGAUGAGUUUCUGUCUCUGCAGAUGGAGUUGCUGACAGAGCUGGGCCUUCACUUCCGGGUCCUGGACAUGCCGACUCAGGAGCUGGGCCUCCCGGCCUACCGCAAGUAUGACAUCGAGGCCUGGAUGCCAGGCCGCAGAAGCUUUGGCGAGGUCACCAGCGCCUCCAACUGCACAGACUUCCAGAGCCGCCGCCUGCACAUCAUGUUUCAGACAGAAGCAGGGGAGCUGGACUUCGCCCACACGGUGAACGCCACAGCCUGCGCGGUACCCCGUGUCCUCAUCGCACUCCUGGAGAGCAACCAGCAGAAAGAUGGCUCCGUGCUGGUACCCCCAGUACUGCAGCCCUAUGUGGGCACCGAGCGGAUCACCGCCCCCACCCAUGUGCCUCUUCGCUACAUCGGCCCCAACCAGCCGCAGAAGCCCAGGAGCUAAGGAGAGAACCAUCGGUGGCCACUGCUGGCCGGAGCUCCUAGAUUUCGGCCCCCAG